Pararge aegeria (speckled wood butterfly) is the source of this 1029-nucleotide messenger RNA. Its product is annotated as RNA-binding protein pno1. The transcript has 3 exons. Gene Ontology annotation, cellular component: nucleolus. Bases 123 to 866 code for a protein of 247 amino acids. The record is from RefSeq and is a predicted model, not a curated record. Lineage: Eukaryota; Metazoa; Arthropoda; Insecta; Lepidoptera; Nymphalidae. Gene Ontology annotation, molecular function: RNA binding.
UUUCUCUCUCUUUAGUCUACGGGUAAUGUCAUUAGCCAUGUGAGAAAAAUAUUAAAAACAAAAAUAGUUUAUUUUGCAACAGUUCUAUUUUAAAGUGCUUUUAAUACUUUUCUAAAUAAAAAAUGGAGACAGAUAACAUCAACAUUGAAGAGUUCUUACCUGCAAAGAACCCUGUUAAGUUAAAAAAUGUGAAGCGAAGAGCCGUUUCCGAAUCUGGCGAGGGUAUGGAGGUGGAAGAACAAAUUGGCACGGACGGGAAGCCCAAACGUGCUCGAUCUAAGGCUAAAAAGUCUAAAAGGAACGCUGAACCUAACGAGAGUAAAGUUAACAUGAGAAAAGUUGCUGUGCCCGCACACAGAUACACUCCUUUAAGAGAAAACUGGCUAAAGAUCUUCACACCAAUAGUAGAGCAUUUGUUUCUGCAAGUUCGCUUUAACACAAAAUCACGAAAUGUGGAAAUAAGGGUUGGCCCAGAGACAAAAGAUGUUGCUAAUUUACAGAAAGCUGCGGAUUUUGUCAAGGCCUUUAUCUACGGUUUUGAUGUUGAAGAUGCACUGGCUUUACUCCGAUUAGAUGACCUUUUUGUGGAGUCCUUUGAAAUUAAAGAUGUCAAAACCUUACAAGGUGACCACUUAGGAAGGGCAAUUGGACGUCUAGCUGGCAAAGCAGGACGGACAAAAUUCACUAUAGAAAAUGUUACAAAAACUAGAAUAGUAUUGGCAGACUCGAAAAUUCACAUUUUAGGCAGUUACCAGAAUAUUGCACUAGCAAGAAGAGCUAUAUGCAACUUAAUCAUGGGAUCACCACCUUCCAAAGUGUAUGGAAAUUUAAGAAAUGUUGCAAAAAGGGUUGCCGAGAGAUUCUAGGUGUAAAUAAAGUGUACUAUUUAUAAUAGUGUUUGUUUACAUAUUUUAAAUACAUACCUUUCAUCGUAACUAAGCCCAUUGCCACUCCUAGCUUCUUCUGUACAUAUAAGCCCUGACAUGUUGGAUAUUUUCAUUGGCCAAGUUUUUUAAAUAUUUUUGUAGA